Mesorhabditis spiculigera is the source of this 906-nucleotide messenger RNA. Lineage: Eukaryota; Metazoa; Nematoda; Chromadorea; Rhabditida; Rhabditidae. The record is from the annotation of a GenBank genome assembly.
AUGCCACAGCCCGACAUUGCCAAAAUCGCCAUGUGCCUAUGGGAAGGGCUCGAGGAUCUGGGCCCGGAAGAUAGCCGCCCGGUUCUUGGGGAUGAGAAAGUGAUUCUGAGGGAGCGGAGAGAAGCGAUAAAAGCGGAAGAAGCCUCGUUCGCCGCCUCAUAUUUGGCGCAAGAAAUCGACGAGCAGCUGGACUUGAAGAUGAUUUUAGACUACCUCGACGCGAUAACCUACAAGAAGUAUCACAAGCUCGUGAGGUAUGCAACGAUUGGCACUCAAGGAGAAGGAGCGGGAAAAGCCUACACGCUGCGCGCCGAAUUCGAAGAGCUCACCGGUGCCGGAAAUGCCGUCACAAAAGCCACCGCUCAAAUCGAGGCCGCGAAGAAUCUGAUGAUCAUCGCCAUCAAGCAGAACCAGGAUCAGAUGUUCGAGAUAAAAGGAGCCACCAAGGAGGAGAAGCUAAAAUUUGUCGAGGAUCUCUACGAAGCGCAAAUGGAGGAGCACCUCGCCGUCCCGAAUUAUAAUGGCCAAAUCUUGGAAUUGUGCAAAGAUCGAGCCCUACAAAAACAGCCCACGUACACCUUUCAAUUCGCCGGGAUGUCGCCGAAUCAGUCCCACAUUGCCGUUUGCCACUUGCCGGAUGGCGAGACCCUGACCAGCAUCGUCAAGGGCAGCAAGAAGGACGCGAAGGCAAAUGUCGCAAGAAAAGCUGCGCAUUAUUUGAAGAGGUGGCUCAAAGAAAUGGACGACGAGCUCGGGGAUGACGAUGUGACCGAGGCCCCGAAUUCGAAUGCGGGAAGUGGCUUCGCGAAGGUCGGCCAAUUCAACUGGGGCAACGCGAUUGCGCGUUUUGGUGAACGUCUGAAGGAGAAGAAGGUGAAUGAAUUUAUCGAGAACAAUUUGGAGGAA